Panicum virgatum (switchgrass) is the source of this 1969-nucleotide messenger RNA. RefSeq names its product ubiquinone biosynthesis protein COQ4 homolog, mitochondrial-like. Gene Ontology annotation, cellular component: mitochondrial inner membrane. Lineage: Eukaryota; Viridiplantae; Streptophyta; Magnoliopsida; Poales; Poaceae. Gene Ontology annotation, biological process: ubiquinone biosynthetic process. The coding region runs from base 1092 to 1775 and encodes 227 amino acids. The transcript has 3 exons. The record is from RefSeq and is a predicted model, not a curated record.
UGAAAAAAUAGCAGCAAUGCAGUGAGGAAUUUUUUUCUGAAACUUGAAUACUUGCUAGAAUUUUAUCCUCUAUUUAUUUCAGAAGAUGUUACCAAUUUGAUAUGUUGGUCGUUUAGUACAUUUAUUAUCUGUGUUAAACAAUUUCAAGUUAUGAGUCGGUACUCAAUUGUGUGCUAUAAAUAUGUACUUUGGGCUGUCAAAAUCUUUUUUACACCAUAUGAAUUUUGAAUACCCACCUCCCAGAUCCUAGACCCGCCCCUCCUAGUUCAAGCUGCUAAUGGUCUGGAAACCCAACUGAAACCACCCCACCCCAAAUCAAAUAUUGCGUCCCCCAUGGAACCACCCCAAUCCACUUUGCUGGAUACAGGAACCGAACCAAGCCAGACUGGACAUGCAUUAACCUUAUCCAAUCCAAACCGUCUUCAUUUGAAUGAUUUUUGCCUAUUAUCUCAAUUUGGUUCAGAUGAGGAUGCUAGCGUAUCCUGUCAUGGAGAGCUUUCCUGACCAAGGAAGUGUUAAGGCGAUGGCCCACCACUAUUACUCUUCAGUGGUGGCAUACGGAGCGUUGGAGCUGUGAGCUGCAAAGAGCGGCAUCUGGGACAUUUGCAACAGAACCAUUCAAGCCCAGUCCAAACCGAUUCAAUCUGCUUUUACCUACAAACCAAACCAAACCAAACUAUUUUCUAGUGCUAGUCCAUUCCCACCAGACCAAAGCUCAACCAAAUGAAACCCAAACCGAUAUAACCAAUUGCAAACCAGACCAUUAGCAGCUUGAGUCUUAGGCCCUAGACCCUAGUACUUGAUUUAGUAGAUUUGAUUCUAGAAUUAGACUGUGUCAGGGUUCUCGGUACCGUAGUUACCAGCGUUGCUUCUUACCAUGCAAGCUUCGUAUGUUCUAGCCGCCUUAAUGGAGUCAUAGGUGCUGCUCUCUGUAUGUUUGAUGAAAUGUCUAUAUUUAAGUUGGUAUCUUGAAGGCACCGACUGACACUGACUGAUCAAUGGCCUGCUGCUCUUUUCUGAUGUAGACACUCAGAAUUUCAUCGCAUGCAGCAUGGUCAUCAAUCUUACCAGUGGAAAACACAUUCCAAGCCAUGCUGGGGGCGCGUGUGCAGCUGAAGGGGUGGCAACAGGCAGCUGUUGCGUUUGGUUCUGCAUUUGGGGCCUUGCUUGACCCUAGAAGGGCUGAUCUGAUAGCUGCUCUUGGAGAGACUACCGGGAAGCCUGCAUUUGAGCUUGUGCUUCAGCGAAUGAAGAAUAGCGCAGAAGGCAGGGAAGUUCUCUUGGAGCGUCCUCGUGUCAUCUCCUCGCAGGUUUCUCAUGCCUGGGACAUGCCACAGAACACAUUCGGUGCAGCCUAUGCUCAGUUCAUGGGAUCAAGGAACUUCUCACCAGACGAUCGCCCACCUGUCCGUUUCAUGGACACUGACGAGCUGGCCUACAUUGCGACACGUGCCCGUGAAGUGCAUGACUUUUGGCACGUUCUGUUUGGCCUUCCCACGAACCUGAUUGGAGAGACUGCCCUCAAGGUGAUAGAAUUUGAGCAGAUGUUCCUCCCAAUGUGCAUGCUGUCAGUUGUCGGGGGCUCUGCAAGGUUCAGUGAGAAACAAAGGACAUUGUUUUUCCAGCAUUACUUCCCAUGGGCAACAAAAGCAGGUCUCAAGUGCACGGAUCUGAUGUCUGUAUACUAUGAGAGGCACUUUCAUGAAGACCUGGAGGAAGUGAGAAGAAACUGGGGCAUUCUACCAUGCCCUGAUCCCAAAACGAGAGGUGUAUAGACAGCCAUACUUUGCAUGAACUUGUUUUUAGUUUUCAUCUUUGCUUCUGUCAAUUCCCCAGUUCUUUUGGAAUAAACGUCAUGAGCUAUGUUUACUGAUACCUUAGCAAGUUACAAAGUACUAUGGUUAGCAUGUUGAAGGACGUCCGCUGCUGGCAUUUGCAAUGCUCUGGGAAUCGAACAAGUUCCUCGAUA